Molecule: messenger RNA, 495 nt
Organism: Hymenoscyphus albidus
Lineage: Eukaryota; Fungi; Ascomycota; Leotiomycetes; Helotiales; Helotiaceae
Source: the annotation of a GenBank genome assembly
AUGCGGGUCUAUAGGUUCUUCCUCGCCUUUAUCAAAGCUCGUGCUUACGCUCUCAUGCUGCGCGCCAGAAUAGCGACAUGUCUGACUCUCGUCAAGGUAUUCCGAGACUUCUUUCACUACAAAAUAAUGUCACGCGAAUCUGCAGGGUAAGAUUCCUUUCUGUCAAGAAUUCAUGGGAAAUCAACUAACAAUCUAUAUAGAGCGAUACUCUGGAGCAGAAUCUCAUCCCUACGUUUUUCGAGACCCAGAACUUGGCUCCAAAAUGCCUGGCUUGGCUCCGACACAUAUUAUUUAUCCGCCUCUGGAAAGCAACCAAACAGCUUGUUGCAAAUUCUAAAGGUGGACCUAUGGAAGCACCUCUACCUUUGGUACCAUAAGCGGGACCCGAUUGUUCUUUUCAAUGUUGGUGUAAGUAUUGGAGCUGGACUUGGACUUGGAUUUGCAGGAAUCAUGCGCAAACGAUCUGGAAAGAUGAAUAGUAAAGAUAGAACCUAA